CCGUGCUUCUAGAGUCUUCUCUUCAUUGUCAGCAGCAAGACAGAAUGAAUGGAUCUCUGAAGCUGAUGUCAUUUGAUGAUGUGGCUGUGAACUUCACCAGGAAGGAGUGGCAGGAUCUGGAUCCUGGUCAGAGGGCCCUUCAUAGAGAAGUGAUGCUGGAGACCUAUAGCAACCUAAUGUCCUUGGGGCACUGUGUUCCUAAACCUAUAUUGAUUGUGAAGCUGGAGCAAGGUGCAGAACCAUGGAUGAGAGAAGACUCAGAAGAGAAUUUCACAGAUGUCCCAGAAAUGGAGGAUGUGAUUAGCACCUGCCAGGAACAUCACAAUAAAUAUCUCUCUGAAGUAGCAAUCAUGAAUAGUAAACCAGGGGAGGAAAAAGUGAGACUUAUAAGAAGUUUUCAUUUGAGCUCCAUACAGAAGUCAGAACUGAUUAAGAAUAAUGGGAACUCCUUAGGGAUGAGGAUAGAAAAGGUCACUGGCUGUCAGAGCAUGGGUAUUUUCAGUGAACCUGAGAAAACACACAGGAGAGAAACCUUAUGA
Messenger RNA from Dipodomys ordii (Ord's kangaroo rat), 539 nucleotides. RefSeq names its product zinc finger protein 717-like. The record is from RefSeq and is a predicted model, not a curated record. The transcript has 5 exons. NCBI's taxonomy places the organism in Eukaryota, Metazoa, Chordata, Mammalia, Rodentia, Heteromyidae. Gene Ontology annotation, biological process: regulation of DNA-templated transcription. The coding region runs from base 45 to 539 and encodes 164 amino acids.